This is a messenger RNA of Rosa rugosa (rugosa rose), 1190 nucleotides long. Its product is annotated as small ribosomal subunit protein eS4x. Gene Ontology annotation, cellular component: ribosome; cytosolic small ribosomal subunit. Lineage: Eukaryota; Viridiplantae; Streptophyta; Magnoliopsida; Rosales; Rosaceae. Bases 142 to 936 code for a protein of 264 amino acids. Gene Ontology annotation, molecular function: RNA binding; structural constituent of ribosome. The record is from RefSeq and is a predicted model, not a curated record. The transcript has 5 exons. Gene Ontology annotation, biological process: translation.
ACUCUCCACUUCCCCAACCCUAAAACCCCUUCUUUAUUUCACUCCCCAUAUAAAUCUUUGCCUCUCCGCCGUUUCUUCCCUCUGUCUCUUCGCUCAUCUCACCUCGCCUAAUCUAGGGUUUCUCCAUCUUCCUCUGCAAACAUGGCGAGAGGUUUGAAGAAGCAUCUGAAGAGGCUCAAUGCCCCAAAGCAUUGGAUGCUCGACAAGCUUGGUGGUGCUUUUGCUCCCAAACCAUCAUCUGGGCCACACAAAUCGAGGGAGUGCCUUCCCCUGAUCAUCAUUCUGAGGAACAGGUUGAAGUAUGCUCUCACAUACCGUGAGGUCAUUGCUAUUCUCAUGCAACGUCAUGUUUUGGUUGAUGGAAAGGUCAGGACUGAUAAGACCUACCCUGCUGGCUUCAUGGAUGUUGUUUCCAUCCCAAAAACCAAUGAGAACUUCCGUCUGCUCUACGACACCAAGGGUCGUUUCCGUCUCCAUUCAAUCAGGGAUGAGGAGGCAAAGUUCAAGCUCUGCAAGGUUCGCUCAGUGCAGUUUGGGCAGAAGAACAUCCCCUAUAUUAACACUUAUGAUGGGAGAACUAUUCGCUACCCAGACCCACUUAUUAAGGCCAAUGAUACUAUCAAGCUGGACUUAGAGACCAACAAGAUUAUUGACUUCAUUAAGUUUGAUGUUGGGAAUGUUGUCAUGGUGACUGGUGGAAGGAAUAGGGGACGUGUUGGAGUCAUCAAGAACAGGGAAAAGCAUAAGGGAAGCUUUGAGACCAUCCACGUUCAGGACGCCGCAGGUCAUGAGUUUGCCACCCGUCUUGGCAAUGUGUUCACGAUUGGCAAGGGUACAAAGCCUUGGGUGUCACUUCCCAAGGGCAAGGGUAUCAAGCUCACCAUCAUUGAGGAGGCAAGGAAGCGACAAGCAGCACUCCAAACUGCUACUGCUUAAACAAUAUGGUGGCAACUAUAGAUUGUUGCUCCUAUAGUUUAGACAGUACUUAGUUUGAAUCAGUUAAGAAGUUGGUCUGUUGUCAGCUUAUGCUCAGAAUUUCAUUUUGAUUUAGCUGUCCUGCUUUAUGGAUUACUUUUUAAGUUGGAAUACUGACUUGGAUUUUAUUAUGUUUUGUGCUUGAACGAGACGUGUAUUGAAUCUUUUUUAAUUGCCUUGUCUUUAAAUUAUACAAAUAUCUUCGGAACCAGUAA